UCUGUCUCUCUCACGCUCUUUUAAGGCAGAUCACCCUGGAAGGAAGAAUAGAACUUGUCGUUGUUUUGAAAAAUGGACAGAUAUGAGGACAUCUACUCCAACACACCCCCUGCGCCCCCACCAAAGCCGGGCAGCCACGAAGUCUCUCGCAUAGGCACACCGACAACGGUCAACUCCCCUCGACCAGCGCCGCCAUUGCAAGACUAUCACCAACACUCCGAUCUCCCCGAAGCAGCGAGCCUGACGGCAGCACAACAGGCGCAGAUCUCACAUCCGCAGGCAAUCCCGGACCCGGGAGAACAGUGGCUGCCCGGGUUCCUAGAGGGCAAAUCAAAACAAGACCUCGCCGAGAUCCUCUCCACCCCGACCCUCCUAUCCGGUCUCGUCCACGCCCCCUCCACCGCCCACGCGUCCACCCAGUCCAGCACCGAGGCCCUGUCCACCUCCCUCGCCGAGAACGUCGACCUGGCCACGCACCUCCUCGAGCUCGAGUCCCGGCUCGCACACUCCCGCGCCUCCGCACAGGCCCUCCUGCUGUCGGCGCACGCGCUCGAGAGGCAGUGGCGCGCCAAGCAAGGGGAGAUGGACCACGCGCUGGGGCCCUUUGCGCCCGCGAGCCUGUACCAGCGGCUGUCGGGGGGCCUGGCGGAGCAGGAAGGGGUGUGUGUUGCGCUGGAGGAGAGCUUUCUGGAGGGUGAAGGGGAGGGCGGGCAGGCUACGGAGCGGGAGACGUUGGAGUGGGUGAGGAGGUAUCGGGACGCCAGGAGGGGGUAUUAUCUGCGCAAAGAGAGGAAGGAGAGAUGGGAUGAGGGACGGGUUGGGGGUUGGAGAUGA
Molecule: messenger RNA, 834 nt
Organism: Cryphonectria parasitica EP155
Lineage: Eukaryota; Fungi; Ascomycota; Sordariomycetes; Diaporthales; Cryphonectriaceae
Exons: 2
Coding region: 73-834 (253 amino acids)
Biological process (GO): protein targeting to membrane; ubiquitin-dependent protein catabolic process via the multivesicular body sorting pathway; protein targeting to vacuole
Cellular component (GO): ESCRT I complex
Source: RefSeq, a predicted model, not a curated record